CCGAGCAACAGCUCAACUUUGUGCGGCUUCACCCUUCUUCAUCCCCGGACGCUCUUCUUGCCCUUCUCCCGACAUUUGUGCUCUCUCGCGGACGGGGAGAAGCCUGCCUCCACCGGGAAGUCACGCCGGUGUUUGUAGAGACUUUUUGUGAGCGCGGAGAGCACCUUCUCCGUGGGCCGUUUUGAAGGCGAAGAGACGCAAACAACCUGGCGGAGGAAGAGGGCGUUCUAAGUUAAAAGUCACCAUGGAGGUUCCCGGUAUGCAGAGCUCUCAGAUUAAUCCAGAAGAUUUAUUCAACAAAUUGGACCGCAUUGGUAAAGGCUCCUUUGGAGAGGUGUUCAAAGGCAUCGACAAUCGCACACAAAGCGUGGUGGCCAUCAAGAUAAUCGACCUGGAGGAGGCAGAGGAUGAAAUUGAGGACAUCCAGCAGGAGAUCACAGUGCUGAGCCAGUGUGACAGUCCUUACAUCACCAAGUACUAUGGCUCUUACCUCAAGGGCAGCAAACUGUGGAUCAUCAUGGAGUACCUUGGUGGAGGUUCUGCACUUGACUUGCUGCGUGCAGGUCCCUUUGAAGAGUCCCAGAUCGCCACGCUGCUGAAGGAGAUCCUAAAGGGUCUGGACUACCUCCACUCGGAGAAGAAGAUCCACAGAGACAUCAAAGCCGCCAAUGUGCUCUUGUCGGAGCAUGGCCAGGUGAAGCUGGCCGACUUCGGGGUGGCCGGUCAGCUGACCGACACGCAGAUCAAGCGGGAUACCUUUGUGGGGACGCCCUUCUGGAUGGCGCCUGAAGUCAUCCAGCAGUCUGCAUACGACUUCAAGGCGGAUAUCUGGUCGCUGGGCAUCACCGCCAUUGAGCUCGCCAAGGGGGAACCGCCCCACUGUGAAAUGCAUCCAAUGCGGGUCCUCUUCCUCAUCCCCAAGUCUCCGCCCCCCACGCUGACGGGCGACUUUUCCAAGAGCUUCAAAGAGUUCACCGAGGCGUGCCUUAACAAAGACCCCAGCUUCCGUCCCACCGCCAAAGAGCUGCUGAAGCACAAGUUCAUUGUCAAACACUGCAAGAAGACGUCGUACCUCAGCGAGCUGAUCGACAGGUAUAGGCGGUGGCGAGAGCAGGGACACAAUGACAGCAGUUCUGACGACUCCGACAGUGAGUCCGGUGACAGAAAGGUUGAUUCUCCCGAGUGGAGCUUCACGACGAUCCGCAAAAAGAAGCCAGACAGACGGCGGCCAUUUAACGGACAGGAUCAGCUGAAUGUGUCCACCAGUCUGUCUACUGUCAUCUCGCCUGUCUUCACUGAGUUGAAGCAGCAGCACAAGGAGCACUCUGAGCAGCGAUUGGCCAUUGAGGAGCUGGAACACAACAUCCGAAUGGCCGAGGACGUGUGUCCGGGCAUCACAGACAGGAUGGUGACGCACAUCAUCGCCAGGUUCAACACCAACUGAGGGCAAACAGGAAGUGUACAGAAUGAAGAGAGACUCAGCAUGGAGACUUGCUGGGCAAUGUCUCAACACACACACACACACACACACACACACACACACACACACACACACAUGCACAUCAUUUACUUUACUGCUGCUGCAUGAAGAAGUAAGUUGGGAGUUGGUGACUUUUUACUAACUUGUGGAAUAUGUUCACCGCGUGCCUUUGGUGUCGUGCAGCAAUGCAGCUUUAUGUUAAAUACUUCUUCUGUAGCACUUGACAAAAACCACAUGCCAAUAAUAUUAUUUCUAUUGUCAUUGGGAGAUUUACACAAGGCGCCCGCAUUUGGUGUAAUGCUAAUAAUGAGUUAGCGCUAGCUGGCUAGCUUGAGCGCUGCAAGGUCCUUCGCUAAGCAGUCUUUUACGUUGCUAAGCAUAUAGUUUGCUAGCUUAUUGUUAGCUGCUGCUGUUAGCCAUACAGCUAGCUGGCACUGUGAAAGUGUUACUGACACUUUGAACCAAAGACACUAGCUGGUCAUUGUGUAUAUAUAUUUUUUACGUACAUAUCAUUAAGGGAUGUGAUAAUGCUUACGCAGUGGGAACAUUAAGAUUUUAGAGAAAUGUUUUCUUUUUUGUAGCGGGACAUAGAGUUUUAUGAAUAAAUAUUUAA
Molecule: messenger RNA, 2093 nt
Organism: Entelurus aequoreus (snake pipefish)
Lineage: Eukaryota; Metazoa; Chordata; Actinopteri; Syngnathiformes; Syngnathidae
Gene: stk26
Product: serine/threonine protein kinase 26
Exons: 12
Coding region: 245-1444 (399 amino acids)
Biological process (GO): protein phosphorylation
Molecular function (GO): protein kinase activity; ATP binding
Source: RefSeq, a predicted model, not a curated record